Rhododendron vialii is the source of this 925-nucleotide messenger RNA. RefSeq names its product cyanate hydratase. Gene Ontology annotation, molecular function: DNA binding; cyanate hydratase activity. The transcript is spliced from 4 exons. The record is from RefSeq and is a predicted model, not a curated record. Lineage: Eukaryota; Viridiplantae; Streptophyta; Magnoliopsida; Ericales; Ericaceae. Bases 212 to 715 code for a protein of 167 amino acids.
AUAAAAAGAAUUAAAACCAAAGUGGCCAUUGAUGCAGUUCAAGAGAAAGUGGCCCAUGGAUGAGGGAGAGGAUCCGGCUACAAAAUUCUAGUACUACUAUAAAAAUCCUACGGGGCCAAUGACGUAGUUAAUGAGGUAAUAAAAUCAAUCUGUCCGUGUGUCGCAGUAUCGUGAUCAAGAUUCAAGAUUAGAUCUCCAAUCAAACCCAGAAAUGGAAGCACAGAGCACUAGCAAGACGGCGGUAGUGAGUUCACUGAAGGCGGUGAAGCGCAACUCGGGCAAGACGUACGGUCAGAUAGCAGCCGAGACGGGUCUGACCAACGUCUACGUUGCCCAGCUCUUUAAACGCCAAGCUCAACUCAGCCCAGAUUCCGCCCCCAAGUUGCGCUCGGCCCUGCCCCAACUGCCCGAGGAGCUGCUUCAGGAGAUGAUGCAGCCCCCCUGCAGGUCCUACGACCCCAAUUUGAUCCAAGAACCCACUGUUUAUAGGCUGAAUGAAGCAGUUAUGCAUUUUGGGGAGAGCAUCAAGGAAAUCAUCAAUGAGGAAUUUGGUGAUGGCAUCAUGUCAGCUAUAGACUUCUACUGUUCAGUUGACAAAGUUAAAGGUGUGGAUGGGAAAGAUCGAGUAGUUCUGACAUUUGACGGGAAGUAUCUGCCCUACACUGAGCAGAAAACUGAACAUAUGGUAUCGAGAUUAAGGCUGCAGGAAAAAUAGGAACAUUGUUGCUCUUUGGCUAGUACGAGGAACAUCCGGGUCUUCUCAACUUGUAUGAAUGUAACUCUGGAUUUGCCUAUAGUUUUCUGCAUCUUCUGUGUUCUCUUAUGUAGUAAACAAUUCUAAACAGUGGUGGUUUGAUAACAUUGUCAGUUUUCGUGUGUACUAAACACAUUUCUAAUGAACAUGUUACUGUUUAGUUUUGUAAAA